Molecule: messenger RNA, 1470 nt
Organism: Camellia sinensis
Lineage: Eukaryota; Viridiplantae; Streptophyta; Magnoliopsida; Ericales; Theaceae
Source: RefSeq, a predicted model, not a curated record
AUGCUUUUGGACUUUGCUCAGAAUCAAAUUUUUGACUUUGUUCCCAGCAGGAAAGAUGGUGGUGCAAAUGAUCAGCACCAUAAGCUUGGCCCAUUUGUUCUUGGUGGGAGGAAGACUGAAGCAACUGAUGGGGACUUGGACAAUUUCAGGCUUAUGGUUCAGGACCUCCGGUGUGAGCCUGGAAAUAAUCUAACCGAGAUCAGAACGGCAAGAGUAUCUUCUGUUUUCAGGUUAAUUCAUUCAUCAGAAAAUAUUUAUAGGGCAAUGAAGAGAACAGGUCUCUCCGGCACGCAGAAGGAAGAUGGCGCUCUUCUGAUGGCCAGCUCUGUAUGCAUAAGUGGUGGUAAUUUCUACAAUGUCUCCAUGUUUUUCGAGGGGUUAUAUGAUUCAGUUGUUGGGGAGAUGUAUCUAAUUGGUUGCAGGGAUGUUCGAAGUUCUCAGAAGUUCGUCUACAAUGGCACAAACCUUGAAGGAGGAAUGGACCGUCUGAUUGAAGUCAAAAUAAAGUAUCCUCCCAGUAAUUUGCAGUGGCUACUUAACCCAAAGAUAAAAAUCUUCAUUAACAGCAAAAGGAGUAAGGAGGACCCCCUCUAUCUUAGUCCCGUCAGCCUCAAUACGUCUGUGGUUAAUUAUUCAAAGCAGUUGGUUUAUGUAAUAUAUCGAAAAGGUUUCGAGGGUGUGCUUCGAAUUCUAAUGCUCAGAAUGGCAAUCAUCUGCACACGGAGCCAAUCAGUUUACACCAAAAAUGAGGGACACCCCACGGCCUAUAUAUCUUUGGUCAUGCUUGGUGUCCACACUUUUGCUUACAGCAUUCCAUUGAUCACUGGUAAUGAAGUUCUCUUGAAAUGGAAGGAAUUCAAACCAUACAGAACAGAAAAAUAUGAUUUUGAAAAGCUUCAAUUGUUUCAGGUACUCGACUCUGCUACCAAUAUUCUUCUGCUUGCUGCAUUAUGGUUAAAUCUAAAACUUUUUCAGAAUGUUUGCGAAUCUCGUGGCAGACAAAUUGGUGAUUGUCAUAUACCGAAAGCCAAAAUCCCAAGUGAUAAAAUAGUUUUUCCUAUUACACUGGCCAUUCAUAUAAGUGGGUUUUUCCUUUUUCAUGUCAUCCAUGAACUAUGUACAAGUCAAAUAAUGGUCCAGUUAGGAAAUUAUUACCCAAGAGGCAAGCCCCUGAGAAAAUCAUACUACUUGGGCUUCACAUUGCUCAGAUUCUUACUGCAUGGUUAUGAAUAUGCAAGAGAUCCUGUUCCAAGUCCUGAACUUGAUGACAAUGAAUUGCAGCACUUAGAUAUAGGUUCAUACACUAAGAUUGGCAACGUUAUAAUGGGAGCUAUUGUGUUGAUACUCGCAGUGAUAGUGUAUAUUCAGCAGAAAUGUAACUACCAGGCAGAUAGCCAGAAAGUGAAACCAGAGGUGAAGGAGCUGGCCACCAAGUCUGACUUGUAUGAGAGGCUAUUCCCGAGUGAUUAG